Molecule: messenger RNA, 537 nt
Organism: Trichoderma virens Gv29-8
Lineage: Eukaryota; Fungi; Ascomycota; Sordariomycetes; Hypocreales; Hypocreaceae
Exons: 2
Coding region: 1-537 (178 amino acids)
Biological process (GO): iron incorporation into metallo-sulfur cluster; intracellular iron ion homeostasis
Cellular component (GO): mitochondrion
Molecular function (GO): ferrous iron binding; iron chaperone activity; ferric iron binding
Source: RefSeq, a predicted model, not a curated record
AUGCGCAGCCCAAGGGUCGUUCCCGCAAGCUUCCGUCUCCUCCCCAGCGCUUCGCGCGCAGUUGCGCCCUCAGUGGCUUCACAGCGACGACAAUUCGCAGCUCACACGAGCUUGCGCAAGGGCAUCAUGCCGGAUACCUCCAACCCGGACAAGGCGGCUACAAAGACGGAGACGACGUUUGCCGUUGCCGAGCUCUCCGAUGCCGAGUACAACGAGCUCUCAGACGAGUUCAUGCACGAUCUCCUUGAGAGAUUCGAGACCCAUCAGGACAACGGCGCCCCAAUUGACGUGGAAUACUCAUCUGGUGUCAUGACCGUCACCGUAGUCGAUAAGGGCACCUAUGUCAUUAACAAGCAGCCCCCGAACAAGCAGAUCUGGCUGUCAUCACCGCUGUCGGGUCCUAAACGAUACGACUUUUGCGUUGCCAGCGAGGGACAGGGAGAUAAGGAGGGUACAGCACUAGGAACCUGGAUAUAUGCACGCGACAAUUCCAGUUUGGACGAGCUUAUACUCAAGGAAAUUGAGGUGGACUUGUAA